Molecule: messenger RNA, 7876 nt
Organism: Candoia aspera
Lineage: Eukaryota; Metazoa; Chordata; Lepidosauria; Squamata; Candoiidae
Gene: PIEZO1
Product: piezo type mechanosensitive ion channel component 1 (Er blood group)
Cellular component (GO): membrane
Molecular function (GO): mechanosensitive monoatomic ion channel activity
Source: RefSeq, a predicted model, not a curated record
AGCCCGGGCCGGCCAGCGCUCGCCGCGGGGCAGAGUCCGGGACCGCCCCCCGCUCCUCCCCCGGGGGACGGGCUGCGGCUCCCGCGGGCCGAAAGCGAGAGGAGGGCGGCUCGGGCGGGGCGCGCAGCCGAGGGAGCCGUUGCCCGCCGCACUGCGCCCGAGCCAGGCGCCGCGUCGGGACCUCGAGCACCGAGCGGAGGCGAUGCCGGCGCCCGCCCGCCGGCCCCGCGACCGCUGAAGCGCCCGCCGCGAUGGAGCUGCGGGUCCUGUGCGGCGUCCUCUACUGGCUGCUGCUGCCGCUCUCGCUCCUGGCGGCGUGCCUCUUCCGGUUCAACGGCCUCUCUCUUGCGUACCUUGUCUACCUCCUGCUCUUGCCGUGGUUCCUGGGCCCGACAGAAGAAACUAUUAAAGGUCACACUGGACGACUCCUCCGCGCUGUCUUGGGAACCAGCAUUGUUUUCCUUCUUGCUCAUUUGAUCUUCCAAAUAUGCCUUUACACUGUGCCCAGCUUGGACCAGCUCCUGGGGAGCAACUGCAGCACGUGGGAAACACUCUCUCAGCACAUCGGGGUCACAAGGCUGGACCUAAACGACAUCCCCAAUUCGAUGCGCUUGGUAGCCCCCGACGUGGGGAUCCUGCUGGUCUCGGCCAUCUGCCUUGGCGUCUGCAGCCGUUUGCAGCCAGCAAGAGGCACCAUCCCCUGGAGCAAGGCGUCUGAACAGGAAGAAGCGGCCAUAGAUGAGGGCCAGUCAAAGCCCCAAGGAGGAGCUGAUGUUCUGGCCCCGGACUCUCUGAGGCAGCGGGCGCAGUUGGCCGCUCGGCUCCGGGUAACGGCUCACGGGUUCUUGAUGGUGGUUGGAAAAAUCUUGGCUCUUGUGCUACUUGCACUGGCAGGGAUCACCUUGCCCUCCGCCUUCUCCAGUGUCUACUACCUGCUGUUUGUGGGCCUCAGCACCUGGUGGGCCUGCCAUUUCUCCAUUAGCCACCUGGCCUUCAACACUUUGUGCGUCAUGGUUGACGUCUUUGCCGGGGGCCACCUCAUUUGCCUGUAUGGCUACCAGACCCCCUUCAUGCAGAAAGUCUUUCCACCCACUGGCCUCUGGGCACGGUUAUUUGGCUUGAAGGCCAUCAUCCUCCCCGCAGACUGCAGCCAGCCCAACUUGCUGCUGCUCGACGUCAGCCUCCCCUGGCCUGUGUAUGUGAAUCCGGGCAUCCUCUUGCUGCUCUAUUACGUUUUGGCUACCUUGGUGAAGCUCCGAAGGUUGCACUCCUGUGAGCAGAGAGAUUCCGAGUCUUCAACCUCAGAGGUUCUGGAGCUGGAAAACCGGUCGAAGCGCAAAGACCACCUGCCUGAAGACGCCAAGCCGAUGCUGAUCCAGGAGACCGAGGCUUCUGGGGCAGACCCUGAGGACCACACUGUGCAUGAGCUUGAGGGGACCAAUCACUCAGCCAUCCAGAAGCAGGAGCGUCACAAGGAGAAGCUGCAGCUGCUUCAUUCCUUGGGCCACGUCGUCAUGAAGCAGAGCUACGUUUGCGCCCUCAUUGCAAUGAUGGUGUGGAGCAUCACCUACCACAGCUGGCUGACCUUUGUGCUGUUGCUGUGGGCAUGCCUCAUCUGGAUCGUGCGCAACAGGCACCACUUUGCCAUGCUGUGCUCCCCCUUCAUCCUUCUGUAUGGCAUCACCCUCUGCAGCCUGCAAUACGUGUGGGGGAUGGACCUGGAACGGGAACUGCCAACCAAGGUUGGCUUCAUGCCCCUGGAGCAGCUGGGGCUGGUGCGACCCCCGUACCCCUGCCUGUACCUAGGAGCCAAGCUCCUUUAUACCUUGACCUUUUGGCUUCUGGUGCGACAAUUCGUGAAGGAGAAGCUGCUGAAAAAGAAACCUGUUUCUGCCCCGCUGAUGGAAGUGACCGUUACAGAGGCUGGGCCAGGCCCCAAGCGUGAUGUCCUGAAGGUCCUGGGGAGCUACGUGAAAGGCUUCUACGCCAAGUUCUGGAUCUUAGUCUGUGCAGGCAUGUUCAUUGUGGUCAGCUUUGCUGGACGCCUGGUGGUCUACAAAAUUGUCUACAUGUUCCUCUUCCUCCUGUUCCUCACCCUCUUCCAGGUCUACUACAGUCUCUGGCGGAAACUCUUGAAGGCCUUCUGGUGGUUUGUGGUCGCUUACACCAUGCUGGUUCUUAUAGCUGUUUACACCUUCCAGUUCGAGGACUUCCCCAUGUACUGGAGGAACCUCACCCAUCUGACUGAUGAACAACUGGGUGACCUCGGCCUGGAGCAAUUCAGCGUCUCAGAGCUCUUCUCCAGCAUCUUCAUCCCCGGCUUCUUCCUGCUGGCCUGUAUCCUUCAGCUCCACUACUUCCACCGUCCGUUCAUGCGCAUCACCGACCUGGAGCGCAUCAUCUCACCAGGGAAGGGAGAGAUUAGUGGGAGCCAGGUGCUGCUUCCGGCUGAAGGUGGCGAAGCAGAAGACCGUGAGCCAGAAGACGACAUUGAUGCCUCUUCGGAGGAGGGCGCGCCCGGCAAGUGGGGCCUUGUGCUGGAACGUCUGUUGGUGCUGGGGAAGAGGUUCUCGGACAUUCUCGGCCACAUCCAGGUCUUUGUCCUGCGCCUGCUGGAGCUGCACAUUUUGAAGUUGGUGGCUCUGUACAUCAUCUGGGUCACUUUGCAGGAGGUGUCGGUGAUGAACUUCCUGCUGGUGGUGCUCUGGGCCUUUGCUGUGCCCUACAGCCGCUUCUGCCACAUGGCCUCUUGCCUCUCCACCAUCUGGGCCUGCAUCAUCAUUGUCUGCAAGAUGCUGUACCAGUUGAAGAUUGUCAACCCACAAGACUAUGCCAAUAACUGCAGCUUGCCUCUGCUCAAUAGCACCAACCUCCAGCCAGAGGAGAUCGGCAAUUCUACCCUCUACCAGGGACCCGUCGACCCAGCAAAUUGGUUUGGUAUCCGCAAGAGAUACCCCAACCUGGGUUACAUCCAGAACCAUCUGCAAGUUUUGGUCCUGCUGGUUUUUGAAGCUGUUGUGUAUCGAUGCCAGGAGUACUAUCGCAAGCAACACCAGCUGGUGCCUCCGCUCACCCAGACCAUCUUUGAGGAUGCAACACGGCAGAACCUAGAUAAAGGCCUGCUGAACUGCAUCAAGUACUUCAUCAACUACUUCUUCUACAAGUUUGGCCUUGAGAUUUGCUUUCUAGUGACGGUGAACGUGAUUGGCCAGCGCAUGAACUUCAUGGUGAUCUUCCACGGAUGCUGGCUGGUUGUCAUCCUGACACGGAGGCGGCGUCAGGCCAUUGCCAAGCUCUGGCCCAAGUACUGUCUCUUCCUGGCCCUCUUCCUCAUCUUCCAGUACCUUCUCUGUGUUGGGAUUCCUCCAGUUCUCUGCAUCGAUUACCCCUGGAGGUGGAGCCACACCCUUCCCAUCACCUCUGUUCUCAUCAAGUGGAUGUACUUCCCUGACUUCUUCGUGAAACCCAAUUCUAUCAAUCUCAUGAGCGACUUCCUCUUGCUGCUCUGCGCAUCUCAGCAGUGGAAAGUCUUUGCCAAUGAGCAAACGGAGGAGUGGGUGCAAUUGGCUGGUGACAACAGGGAGCAGCUUGAGCCCCUGCAGGGGGAGCCAAACCCGGUGCCCAAUUUUGUCAAUUGCAGGUCCUACCUGGACAUGGUCAAGGUGUGUGUGUUCUGCUACCUCUUCUGGUUCGUCUUGGUCAUCGUCUUCGUCGCGGGGGCCAAUCGCAUCAGCAUCUUUGGCCUGGGCUACCUGAUGGCCUGCUUCUAUCUGCUGCUUUUUGGCACUGCCAUGUUGCGCUGGUCCCUGCGAGCCCGCCUGAUACUGUGGGACUGCUUGAUUCUCUACAAUGUGACGGUGAUCAUCGCCAAGAAUAUGCUCUCGCUCCUGUCCUGCGUUUUCGUCCAGCAAAUGCAGAACAGCUUCUGUUGGGUCAUUCAGCUCUUCAGCCUGGCCUGCACCGUCAAGGGAUACUAUGACCCCAAGGAUGUGGACAAGAACCAGGACUGCACGCUGCCUGUGGAGGAAGCCGGCAUCAUCUGGGACAGCAUCUGUUUCAUUUUUCUGCUCCUCCAGCGCAGAGUCUUCCUCAGCUACUACUUUUUGCAUGUCUUGGCUGACCUCAGGGCUUCAGCCCUGCAGGCCUCCAGGGGCUUUGCACUUUUCAAAGCCAGGAUGAUCAAGCAGAUGACCUCCCACCACCAGGCUGAAAAGAAAUCAUUGGUCCAACUUAAGCGGCAGAUGCAACGGAUUCGAGCCAAGCAGGAGAAGUACCACCAGGGACAGCUGGCCAGAGAUUCCGAGGAGGCCACGGAGGCAGACACGCCAGCCUCAGGCACCAGGAAGGACCCUGCCCAGCAAAGGAAGCGCUGGUGGCGCCCGUGGUUGGAUCACGCCACAGUGCUGCACUCAGGGGAUUACUUCUUGUUUGAGACGGACAGCGAGGAGGAUGAGGAAUCAGCCGUGGAGGAUCCGAGGCCCCCAAAGCAGAGUGCCUUCCAGCUGGCCUACCAGGCCUGGGUCACCAACACCAAGUCCGUGCUGCGUGAGCACCAGCGCCAGGAGAAAGAGGAACAGGAGAGGGAUCCAGCCCAAGACGCCUCUUCCCCAGGUGAUGAAACCAAAGAGGAGACUCAGCCAGGUGAAUUGCCAGAUGAGAGUUGCAGCCAGGAGGAGGAGGAGGAGGAGACAGCUUCAGGGAAGAGCCACGUCGUGCAGCGGGUGCUCAACGGCCUGCGCUUCCUGUGGGUGCUGUGCCAGGCCAUGGUGGACAGCCUGACCCGGUGGCUGCAGGCCUUCACCAAGGAGCAUGAGCAUCUGUCCACCAUCCUGGGCCUGGAGAGGUUUGUGCUCGCCCAGCAGCUGGAUCAGGCAGAGGAAGUACAGAGGGGCAUCCUGGACAGGUUGUACCAGCCGCCCCCACCGGCCGACAACACCUCGGAGGACACAGCCUUGCCUGGGACAGCGGCAGAAUCGCCCAACAGCAUGGCUUCCAGGCAGUGGCUGCGACGGGGCGAGGUCUUCAGCGCUGAAAGUACCGGCUACGACUCCCGGAGCGCCAGCGAGGAGCAAAUUCCAGCUGCGGAUCCUCCGGACAACGCGGGGCUCCUUCCCAGCAGCUCCCAGGAGCUGCUGGCUUGCGCCAAGGGCCGACCCCGCACCGCCAGCGAAUUGCUACUGAGCAGGCACGUCUCUUUCGAGGAGUUGGAAGAAUCCAAGGAGUUCUACCGUUCCCAGAACUGCUUUGUGCAGCUGCUGCUGGCCUGUUACCACCUCGUGGCAGGGCACUCGGACCUGCUGUGCUACUUCAUCAUCGUCCUCAACAACAUGGUCACGGCCUCGGUCAUCUCGAUCGUCCUGCCCAUCCUCGUCUUCCUGUGGGCCAUGCUGUCCAUCCCACGUCCCAGCAAGUGCUUCUGGAUGACGGCCAUCGUGUUCACAGAGGUGAUGGUGGUGCUGAAGUACCUUUUCCAGUUCGGCUUCUUCCCCUGGAAUAGCUACACCACUAUGGUGCGCUAUGAGGGCAAGCCUUUCUUUGCCCCUCGCAUCCUGGGCAUCGAGAAAACCGACAACUACAUCAAAUACGACCUGAUCCAGCUGUUGGUGCUCUUCUUUCACCGCUCCCUGCUCCUGAGCUACGGCCUGUGGGACCACGGAGAAGACCUGCUGGCCAAACCUCAGCUGGAGAGAGGAGAAUCGCCAGUGUCAACCAAGGAAAAGGAAGAGUUGGAAGAGCCUUUGGCAUCGGCCAGCCUUGCGGCAGAGAACGUGGUGGAGGAGGCAGAGGGGAAGCCAGAACCAGAGGUGCAGAAGGGGAUCCGCUCACGGUUCAGAAGGAAAAAGCGAAAGAAGCAGCAGCUGAACAUAUCUCCAGACGAGCAAGGGGAAGCAGCCCCAGAAAUUCAGGAGCAGGAAGGAGAGGAGGAGGAAGAGAAGGAGAAGAAGAAGAAAAAAUCGGGCCCAUCCCGAGAAAAGGUUAAGGCUGCCAAACGCCGAAUGACAUACUUCUUUGUCUCUGCAGCAGAGCGCAUGCUCCGGCCAGCACGGCAGUUCUUCCAGGACAUUCUGCACAGCAAGUACCGCGCCGCCACGGAUGUCUAUGCUCUCAUGUUCCUGGCUGAUGUGGUAGACUUCAUCAUCAUCAUUUUUGGCUUCUGGGCCUUUGGAAAACACUCUGCGGCAGCCGACAUCGCGUCCUCGCUCUCCGAAGACCAGGUGCCCCAGGCGUUCCUGGUGAUGCUGCUGAUUCAGUUCUCCACCAUGGUCGUAGACCGGGCGCUCUACCUGCGCAAGAGUGUCCUGGGUAAACUCAUCUUCCAGAUCAUCUUGGUCUUCGGCAUUCACAUCUGGAUGUUCUUUAUUUUACCUGCAGUCACUGAGAGGAGGUUCAGCUUGAAUACCGUGGCCCAGCUGUGGUACUUUGUGAAGUGCAUCUACUUUGGCCUCUCCGCCUACCAGAUUCGCUGUGGUUACCCUACUCGCAUCUUGGGGAAUUUCCUCACCAAGAAAUACAACCACCUGAACCUCUUCCUCUUCCAAGGGUUUCGCCUGGUGCCUUUCUUGGUGGAGCUGCGAGCCGUCAUGGACUGGGUCUGGACUGACACCACCUUGUCCCUCUCCAACUGGAUGUGUGUGGAAGACAUCUAUGCCAACAUCUUCAUCAUCAAGUGUAGUCGAGAGACAGAGAAGAAAUACCCACAACCCAAGGGUCAGAAAAAGAAGAAGAUUGUCAAAUACGGCAUGGGGGGCCUCAUCAUCCUCUUCCUCAUCUGCAUCAUCUGGUUCCCGCUGCUCUUCAUGUCGCUCGUGCGCUCCGUGGUGGGUGUGGUCAAUCACCCCAUCGACGUCACCGUCGCCCUCAAGUUGGGUGGCUACGAGCCCCUCUUCACCAUGAGUGCUCAGCAGCAGUCCAUCCAAGCUUUCACUUCCCAGGACUAUGAAAAGUUGACGGAUAAGUUUGAACGGCAGCCGCUGGCCAUGCAGUUCAUCACCCAGUACGGCUACGAGGACAUCACCUGGGCCCGCAUCGAGGGAAGCUCGGGGUCCUUGUGGAGCAUCAGCCCUCCCAGCCGGAAGCAGCUUUGGCAGGAGUUGCGCGAUGGUUCCUCAGACAUCACCCUGCGCUUCACCUGGAAUUUCCAAAGGGAUCUCCGCAAAGGAGGGAAGACGGAAUACACCACCCAGAAGCACACCAUGGAUCUGGGCCAGAACAGCCUCGUGAGGCGAAAUCUGGCUAGGCUGCUGCAGGGCACCCAUCGUGACCCUGUGCGGAUUUCCCAUCUCUUCCCACCCUAUAUACGGGCGCCCAGUGGCCCCGAGGCUGACCCCGUUGAGGCCCUGCUCCCAGACGGGGAGGAGAGCUACGUGGAUGUUGAAGUGCAGCUGAAACAGCAGCAGGUCCAGCCUGGGAACAGCAGCACCAGCGUCCUGGAGUGGUGGAUGAUCCAGCUGGCUGACUGCCAGUCAGACUGCCACAUCCUGCCCAUGGUCAUCUUCAGUGACAAAGUCAGCCCCCCCAGCCUUGGCUUCCUGGCAGGAUACGGGAUCCUGGGUCUUUACGUCUCCAUCGUGCUGGUGAUUGGCAAGUUCGUGCGGGGCUUCUUCAGCGAGAUCUCCCACUCCAUCAUGUUUGAGGAGCUGCCCUGCGUCGACCGCAUCCUUAAGCUGUGCAACAACGUCUUUCUGGUUCGGGAGACCGGAGAACUGGAGUUAGAAGAGGAGCUGUACGCUAAGCUCAUCUUCCUGUACCGCUCACCGGAGACGAUGAUCAAGUGGACACGGGAGAAGGAAUGAGGGGAGGUGGGAUGGCCAGAACGGGACUGAACUCCCUUCGCCCACCGGAACAGCCUUUGAGGACUAGAUGACAAAGAUGUGGG